Messenger RNA from Micromonas pusilla CCMP1545, 1899 nucleotides. RefSeq lists its product as uncharacterized. The transcript has a single exon. The coding region runs from base 1 to 1899 and encodes 632 amino acids. Gene Ontology annotation, biological process: L-tryptophan biosynthetic process. Lineage: Eukaryota; Viridiplantae; Chlorophyta; Mamiellophyceae; Mamiellales; Mamiellaceae. Gene Ontology annotation, molecular function: anthranilate synthase activity. The record is from RefSeq and is a predicted model, not a curated record.
AUGGCGUGCAUCAUCGGCGCCACCCAGGCGGCGCACGCCGCCGCGAGCGCUUCCUCGCGCGGAUCCCGCGGACCGUCCGCCGCGACCGCGGCGACGACGCGCGUCGCCGCCGCGAACGGCGAAAAGAUUCUUCGGAAGAAUCGACCGUCGCUCGCGGCGAGCGUCCCGUCCCACGGCUCGUCCUCGGCGCGACGCGUCGCGACCGCGCGCGCCAUCGCGGACGGCCCCGCGCCCGCGGCCGCGCCCGCGGCCGCGUCCGCCGCGUCCGCCGCGUCCGCCGCGAAGCGCGCGGCCCCGCGGUCGACGCAAGCGGACGAGUUCCGCGCGCUCGUCGGCGCGGGACACAACCUCGUCCCGCUGUACCGCCGCAUCUUCGACGACCAGCUCACGCCGAUCCUCGCGUAUCGAUGCCUCGUCAAGGAGGACGAGCGCGACGCGCCGAGCUUCCUCCUCGAGUCCGUCGUCGGCGGGACGCAGACGGGGCGCUUCUCCUUCCUGGGCUCGCGCCCGUACCUCGAAGUGAUCGCGAAGGAGUCGAGCUGCGUCGUGCUCGAUCAUCACGCGGGGACCAAGACGCGCUCGACCGAGUCCGACCCGAUGGCGGUCGCGCAGCAGAUCGCGACGAAGUGGCACCCGACGCGCACGGAGGGCCUCCCGGAGUGCUUCACCGGCGGGUGGGUCGGGUACACCGGGUACGACACGGUUCGGUAUCAGUACCUGAACAAGCUCCCGUUCGGAGACGCGCCGACGGACGACCGCGCGUUGCCCGACCUGUGCCUCGGUCUGUACCGCGACGUCGUCGUGUUCGACCACGCCACGAAGCAGGUGUACGCGGUGCACUGGGUGGACACGACCGUCUUCGGCGGCGACGUCGAGGCGUCGCUCGAGGAUGGCGAGCGGUGCCUGCACGAUCUCGUCAAGGCGCUGCAGCCGUCUUCCGCGCCGACGUUGCCGUUCGGGGAGGUGUCGAUGUCGCUGACCGCGCCGCCGACGCCGCCGAAGGACAGCACGAUGACGAAAGAGGCGUUCUUGAACGCGGUCGCGGAGACGAAGGAGCACAUCGUCGCCGGGGAUAUCUUUCAGCUCGUGUUGUCCCACCGGUUCCAGAGGAGCACGUUCGCGGAUCCGUUUGAGGUGUACCGCGCGCUGAGAGUCGUGAACCCGUCGCCGUACAUGAUUUACCUCCAAGCGAGAGGGUCGAUCAUAGUCGCGUCUUCGCCGGAGAUUUUGUGCAGGACGGAUAAGCACCGCACAGUGGUGAACCGCCCGCUCGCGGGGACGCGCAUGCGCGGUAAGACGAAGGAGGAGGACGACGCGCUCGAGCUCGACCUUCUCGCGGAUGAAAAAGAGAAAGCCGAGCACGUCAUGCUCGUCGACCUCGGAAGAAACGACGUCGGCAGGGUGAGUAAAGCCGGGACGGUGAAGGUUGAGAAACUCAUGGAGAUUGAGCGUUACUCGCACGUGAUGCACAUCUCUUCCACGGUGACCGGGUCGCUGUUGGAGGAUUUAGGGCCGUGGGACGUCCUGAAGGCGGCGCUGCCCGUCGGCACCGUCUCCGGGGCGCCGAAAGUGCGCGCGAUGCAGAUCAUCGACGAGCUGGAGACGACGCGACGGGGGCCGUACGGCGGCGGCGUCGGGUACGUCGGGUUCAUGGGCGAGAUGGACAUGGCGCUCGCGCUGCGGACGAUGGUGAUCCCGACGGAGCACAAGGAGAACCUGUACGAGUUCAGAAACGGGAUCGAAGGGAAGUCGCGACGGGAGUGGACGAUUCACUUGCAAGCCGGCGCGGGGAUCGUCGCGGACUCGAAUCCGGAGAGCGAGUAUCAGGAGACGGUGAACAAGGCCGCGGCGCUCGGGCGGGCGAUCGAUCUCGCGGAGGAGGCUUUCGAGGACGUGUGA